CCACAGCACACAGCUUGGUCUACGUGAAAAUGUAGAACCAGACAUCUUACAAGCAGGAUGCUCAGGUGAUGAUGCCAGAGCCAGGUAAACUAUGGUUGUUAGCCAGGUAAAUGAUGGUUGUCGUCAGCACGUGGUGUUGUGUCUCUCUGUGUUUAAAAACAAUAACAUUGGUCCCAUUGCAGCUUAUUGCAUGUGUAAAAUGUAUUGUUGUCAACUUUUUUUCAAGAUGUGUGGUCCUUUGUGGACUGUUUAUUUAGCCUAGCUGUUUAUUGACCUUUUUCAAUAAACUAAUUUCCCCUCCAACUACAUGUUGUUUCUUAAAAACCUAUUUGCCUAGCUACCGUUGCUAACCAUGAUUUAUUUAUUUACCAUGAUUCACUCUGAAUAACUCAGGAAUGUCUCUCCUUCCUGUACUUUGUAAGUAGGCUAUCAGCCAAGUUUAACGUUUUUUAAUCUCCUUGGCAAUUAGAUCAUGGAUCGGCAGGCUAUAAUUAAAUACCCAGUGCCACAUAGGCUUAGCCUAAUUUUACUGCUUAUGUCUGAGUUUGGGUUAUCAGCUCCUAUGCCUUAUUAUGCAUUAUGUCUUGUCUAUUCUGUUCUAGUGUUGAGUACACUGGUGGCCUAUCCAUCAUCAGAGGUUCUACUGAUGCCCACUCUGACUGUGGAGCCUUCAGGACGACAGGUGUACACUGAGGACACAGUCUCCUUGGCGUGUCAGUUACCUGGCCACUCUGGGCUGGGCUGGCAGUUCUACUGGCACAAAGACAGGCAGGACACUGGCCCUGUGGAGCAGAUGUGGGGCAGUGGUGGAGGUGGGGCGGUCUACCAACUGUGGCGUGCCUCUGUCACACACACAGGCCAGUACUGGUGCAGAGCAGGGAGAGGACAGCCAGUCUUCUACACCCAAUACAGCCAGGCAGUCUCUGUUAAUGUCAUUGAGCUCUUCACAUCAGUGACUUUGUCAGCAUCUCCUUCGACCGUGGUCAAAGAGGGCAGGGCUUUCAACCUCACCUGUGAGGCCCAGCUUAGCAACUGCAAACUGAGCCAACAUCAUGGUAACCACAGUCUACAUAGUCACCCUGAUCCUGACUAUAACUGGACCACAGUGGUUGUAACAUUCUCCUUCCUGAGGGACAGCUGGCCAGUGGCCAGGGACUCUGUCAGUGGGAUGUACAGCGUAGCGAGGGCUUCUAGCUGUCACAUGGGGACCUACAGCUGUGUGGCCAGAGCAGGCAGGGCCAGGAGGAGCAGUCAGGAGAUCAGCAUCACACUAGACAACCUGUCUCUGAUACUGGUCACCUGCUUUGGCACCUUCUUGAUCCUCUCCGUGGCUCCAUUGGCAUUUUUUGUGAGACUAUACGCGAUGAGACUGUGGCAGCUCAGAGGCAGAGGACAAGGAGAAUUGCAGUGCAAUGAGUGCAGUACAAUACAGGGACCAAAAUGAGAGGGAGGACAGGUGAGACGUGCUGUGAGAACUCAUGUAAUUCACAUGGCUGUAUUAGUGCACAGGUGUAGGAUCUUAAUUUGAUCACCCUGUUGCAUGUUUUUUACUCAAAAGAUUAAAACAGAUGUUUUAUUGUAAUCUUGCAGAUGUAUCUGGACCCAGAUGACUUGAGAAACGUUCUAUCAUUUAUUACAAAAUUGGAGAGUAGAAUAAUAAACAUAUAAUUAUUUGGAGAAUUUUAACCAAAGAAUGUUUUUGAUUUAUUUUCACCACAAUGUGGCACUCAAAUAAUACAUUGAUUCGACACUGCAACAUGCUUGUAUUGUCAAAUAGAGCCAACUCUUUUCUCAUAACAGGUUCCAUAUUUUUUAAAGAAAUAACUGCCCACCACCAGUUGAUUAAAAGUGAGUGUGAGUGAAUCUCAACAGUGUAAGGCAAGCUAUAAUAUGUUUGCCCUUAUGUUCCAUUUAUUGGUGAAUUGUUAGACUUAAAGGGUUGUAUGAUGAAUGAGCCAAGAUCUGAGAAUUGCAUUCUGUCUCAAUAUAAAUUCACAAAAAAAGAAACGUCCCUUUUUCAGGACCCAAAGAUAAUUCAAAGAUAAUUUCAAAGAUAAUUCUUAAAAAUCCAAAUAACUUCACAGAUCUUCAUUAUAAAGGGUUUAAACACUGUUUCCCAUGCUUGUUCAAUGAACCAUAAACAAUUCAUGAACAUGCACCUGUGGAACAGUUGUUAAGACACUAACAGCUUACAGACGGUAGGCAAUUAAGUUCACAGUUAGAAAACGUAGGACACUAAAGAGGCCUUUCUACUGACUCUGAAAAACACCAAAAGAAAGAUGCCCAGAGUCCCUGCUCAUCUUGCAGCAUGCCUAAGGCAAGUUUCCGGCAGGAGGCAUGAGGACUGCAGAUGUGGCCAGGGCAAUAAAUUGCAAUGUCCGUACUGUGAGACGCCUAAGAGCGCUACACAGAGACAGGACAGACAGCUGAUCGUCCUCACAAUGGCAGACCACGUGUAACAACACCUACACAUGAUCGGUACAUCCAAACAUCACACCUGCGGUACAGGAUGGCAACAACAACUGCCCGAGUUACACCAGGAACGCACAAUCCCUCCAUCAGUGCUCAGACUGUUCGCAAUAGGCGGAGAGAGGCUGGACUGAGGGCUUGUAGGCCUGAUGUAAGGCAGGUCCUCACCAGACAUCACCGGCAACAACGUAUCCUAUGGGCACAAACUCACCAUCGCUGGACCAGACAGGACUGGCAAAAAGUGCUCUUCACUGACGAGUCACGGUUUUGUCUCACCAGGAGUGAUGGUCGGAUCCGUGUUUAUCGUCGAAGGAAUGAGCGUUACACCGAGGCCUGUACUCUGGCGCGGGAUCGAUUUGGAAGUGGAGGGUCCAUCGUGGUCUGGGGCGGUGUGUCACAGCAUCAUCGGACUGAGCUUGUUGUCAUUGCAGGCAAUCUUAACGCUGUGCUUUACAGGGAAAACAUCCUCCUCCCUCAUGUGGUACCCUUCCUGCAGGCUCAUCCUGGCGUGACCCUCCAGCAUGACAAUUUCACCAGCCAUACUGCUCGUUCUGUGCGUGAUUUCCUGCAAGACAGGAAUGUCACUGUUCUGCCAUGACCAGCAAAGAGCCCGGAUCUCAAUCCCAUUGAGCACGUCUGCGACCUGUUGGAUCGGAGGGUGAGGGCUACUGCCAGGGCCAGGGCCAUUCCCCCCAGAAAUGUCCGGGAAAUUGCAGGUGCCUUGGUGGAAGAGUGGGGUAACAUCUCACAGCAAGAACUGGCAAAUCUGGUGCAGUCCAUGAGGAGGAGAUGCACUGCAGUACUUAGUAUCUGGUGUGGCCACCAGCUGCAUUGACUGUUACUUUUGAUUUUGACCACCCCCCCCUUUGUUCAGGGACACAUUAUUCCAUUUCUGUUAGUCACAUGUCUGUGGAACUUGUUCAUUUUAUGUCUCAAUUGUUGAAUCUUGUUAUGUUCAUACAAAUAUGUACACAUGUUAAGUUUGCUGAAAAUAAACGCAGUUGACAGUGAGAGGACGUUUCUUUUUUUGCUGAGUUUAUUUUGAAUUGUAAGUUCGGGAAUGGGGUUCAGAUGAGCUAAGUGUCAAUAGGUCAGAGGUCAGGGGAGCUUUGAUGCCCAACUUAACAAGGGAGGACUGUUUAUGGGCAGAGACAUGGAAAGAGUGAGAGACGGCAGAAUACACUGCUUUGACAUUUUAAAAAAAAUUGACACUUGUCCUUCGAUAUUACAAUGACAGAAGAAGUUAGUGCAAACAACAAACACUCCCUCCCCGAUAGAAGAGCACUAAUAUGUACAGAUCUUCUUUUUUUUUUUUACCAUGCUGCGCGAUCCUCCUCAGCUCAGCAACAAAACAAUAACAGCUGUGGUGGGGGGGGCCAGUGGCGCUGUUUGCCCCUACUGCGGAUUCCAUCUUUAAGGCUCUCCUGGAGGAUGGUUGCCCACCCUUCAUAGCCUAUAAAAUAUUGCAGCAUUAGGCCUAUAAUUACAACAAAUACUUUAUAUUUCUUUAUAAAAUAAUUUCCUCAUUCAAUGAAUCAGGGAUCAAAUGGAUUUAUUAGGCUAAUUCAAAGCAAGGUAACUAACUAAGGCGUGUUUAUAACCUUGUAAGGCAAAAAUAUUCUGGUUUCAGUGGAGAUCUAUUGACAGCAUAGGAGAUAUUUGUCAACUAGGCUAUUCCAAUAAUAUAUUUUAAAGUUGUUAGAAUGACAUAGCCAAUGUUGAACAGAGGGGAAUUCCAGCUUUCCACACAGAUUUAUUUUUCAGCUCCCAAUAUUCAGCGCUGUAGAGACGGUUGGUCUCUACAGGAGUAUGUGGCAUUGGUUUAUUAAAGAUGGAAUCUGCAGUAGGGGAAAACGGCUCCAAUGGCCGCCCUUCCACCGUUGGUAUAAUUUUUGUUGAUAAGCUGAGGAGCGUCACACAGCAUGUUACAUUUUUUGGACGGAUUCCAGCUUUAAGGCACCAGUUCAUCAACUGCUUGUCAGUCAUUUGCAGUUUGAGUACCGGUGACAUUAAUACAUGAUAACGUUAAAUAGAUAACUGCCAAGAUAACUAGCCAGGCUACACGAUAUGUAGUUAGUUGUUAUGUAGUUAUCUAAUUGUAACAUGCUGUGUGACGCUCCUACUUGCACAUGAUCAUCUGAUGAUUUAUCACUCCAGUGUUAAUCUGCUAAAUUGUAAUUAUUCGCUCCUAUGGCCUAUUUAUUGCCUACCUCCUCAUGCCUUUUGCACACAAUGUAUAUAGACUAAUUUUUUUUUUUUUUUUUUACUUUUUUUCCUACUGUGUUAUUGACUUGUUUAUUGUUACUCCAUGUGUAACUCUGUGUUGUUGUCUGUUCACACUGCUAUGCUUUAUCUUGGCCAUGUCGCAGUUGUAAAUGAGAACUUGUUCUCAACUAGCCUACCUG
Molecule: messenger RNA, 4874 nt
Organism: Salvelinus fontinalis (brook trout)
Lineage: Eukaryota; Metazoa; Chordata; Actinopteri; Salmoniformes; Salmonidae
Exons: 6
Coding region: 473-1444 (323 amino acids)
Biological process (GO): cell surface receptor signaling pathway
Molecular function (GO): transmembrane signaling receptor activity
Source: RefSeq, a predicted model, not a curated record